GUUUAGAGCCCAGAUUCUUACUUCAUGGAUGUGAAAUGUCCAGGUUGCUACAAGAUUACUACAGUUUUCAGCCAUGCUCAGACAUUGGUUCUUUGUGUAGGUUGUUCAACAGAGCUGUGCCAGCCCACAGGAGGAAAAGCCAGGCUCACAGAAGGCUGUUCGUUUAGAAGAAAGCAACACUAAUCAUCUAUACACGUUCCUGAGUUUGUGUUUUUCACAGAAAGCCUUAUCAAGUUCAGUGACUCUACCAAGACAAUGU
Molecule: messenger RNA, 259 nt
Organism: Cricetulus griseus (Chinese hamster)
Lineage: Eukaryota; Metazoa; Chordata; Mammalia; Rodentia; Cricetidae
Source: RefSeq, a predicted model, not a curated record